CCCAAACCAAACUCCCUUUUAUUUUUUAUUUAUUAAUUAUAUUUUCAUCCACUUGUUCGUCCUCUUUACCUCUAUAAAUUCCACACCCUCAAUCUCUCUUCUCCCUGUUCUACUUUCCCCUUUCUUCUCCCCAGUAGUCUUGCAGCAUCUUUCCUCAUUUCUUUAUCAUCUUUCAAGCUUCAUUUCCAAGCCUUCUAUCGUACAUAUUUGGGUUCAUCUUUCUUCUUUAUACAUAAGCAGUUUUUAUCUCUUUUCUUGUUUUUGCUUUGGAAGUAGUGUGUUUUCUCUGAACUCAUGUUCAGUUUAUCGGUGUUGAUGUUUGAGAUUAAUGUCUCCAAUUCUGAGUGAACUUGUCUUUUCUGAGUGUAUGAUAAAUUCUUCCACGUUCAGACGCAGGACCCAGCUUGUUCAAUCUUUCUCAGUUGUUUUCCUCUACUGGUUGUAUUACGUUUCAUGAUUUUUAAUCCAAUCUCUGUAUUUAGUAAUCUAUAAUCUAUAAUAAUCGUAUAUAAAUAUUUUCAUCUUCAGUUUAAUUAGUUUUUGCUGUUUGUCUGUCUUUUGAACCAUCUGGGUCCUGCUAAUAUCUCUCUCUUAGUUAUCUCUUGCAUCUAAAACUCUAUUGCGAGUUUUCAAGAAAGAUCAGAUUUUUAUGGCUUCCUCAAGUGGGACAUCUUCAGGUUCAGGUUCUGGUUCUGGUUCUGUGUUGCAGAACUCAGGUUCUGAGGAGGACUUGAGGGCAUUGAUGGAUCAGAGGAAGAGGAAGAGAAUGAUUUCAAACAGGGAGUCAGCGAGGAGGUCAAGAAUGAGGAAACAGAAGCAUUUGGAUGAUUUAAUGGCGCAAGCGGCGAAUCUGAGGCUGAAACAUCAACACAUCAUCACAAACAUCAACAUCACCACUCAGCAUUUCCUCAACAUUGAGGCUGAAAACUCAGUGUUGAGAGCUCAACUUGGUGAGCUCACCCACAGAUUGCAGUCUUUGAAUGAGAUCAUCUCCUUCUUGAGCACUAAUGCUGCAGACAACAACACUGCCUCCUAUGGAGGACCUUUGGACACAACCUCCAUAGCUUCAAGCUUCAUCACUGAGCCUCCUGUGAUUGAUAACUUUAUGAGUCCAUUGAAUCUGUCAUAUCUGAAUCAACCCAUCAUGGCUUCUGUUGACAUGUUUCAGUACUGAGUUCAAAUUAAUCACCCCCUGAAGAUGAUUAGAGAGAGUAAGAGAGAGACGAUUAAGUAGUAAUUAAGGAAUAAUUAAGUGUUUUAAUUAUUGGGUUUGCUAGUUCUUGGUCUGUAAAUGGGAUUUCUGCUAUGGAAUUCAAGACCUGUUUGAAGUA
This is a messenger RNA of Mangifera indica (mango), 1331 nucleotides long. Its product is annotated as bZIP transcription factor 11-like. Gene Ontology annotation, molecular function: transcription cis-regulatory region binding; DNA-binding transcription factor activity. Gene Ontology annotation, biological process: positive regulation of DNA-templated transcription. NCBI's taxonomy places the organism in Eukaryota, Viridiplantae, Streptophyta, Magnoliopsida, Sapindales, Anacardiaceae. The transcript has a single exon. Gene Ontology annotation, cellular component: nucleus. The coding region runs from base 650 to 1174 and encodes 174 amino acids. The record is from RefSeq and is a predicted model, not a curated record.